AUGAGCUCCUUGCGCCCGCUGCGCGGUGCCUGCCAAUGCGGCCGCAAUCGCUACUUGAUCGAGGUGCCCGAGGACGCCCUCGAGGAAGCGCAGGUUCUCUUCAAUACCAACACUUCUCAUCGUACGUUCAACCUACCGGUCGGAUCCUGGCGUAUGAUUCCAGACGCCAUCGAUGCUGACCAACGGUGCCCAGAAGCUUCUCUCGCCACCCCGCUGGCGGCCUACAUUCGAGUCCCCUUGACUUGGUACCGGAGCGCAACCUACGCCUACCGCGACGACGAAACACACUCGACCAUUCGACGCUCCUAUGCGCACCCGGACCAGCAGGACAGCGUGCGCUACUUUUGCGGCUACUGCGGUACGCAGCUGUCGUACUGGUCCGAGAGCCCGGCCACCGAAGCCGAAUACAUACACUUGACCCUCGGCAGUCUCGUGCACGAAGACUUGCACGACCUGCAGUCGCUCGGCCUGAUACCCGACGAUACUGACUCCGACGAAGCGGCCCAGGACGAUGACAUGGAGCACGUGGUCGAUGGCGACGGGCUGGAACCCGCCGAGCCCGGCGCCACCGUCCUUCGAGAACAGUUUGGCGUGCCCUGGUUUGAGGACCUCGUUCAGGGCACCAGGCUGGGGAAGCUUCGUCGCAGAUACGGCGGCCACCGCUCGCAGGAUGGCCGUGUACAGGUAGAAUGGGAGAUUGUUGAAUAUUCGGAUCACGGCGAGGACAUGGAAGACGUGGAUAUGCCGACACCGUCCUCUGGAAAACGAAAACUAGACGAGAGAGGAGACGAGAAAAGCAACAUUACAGCAGACUAG
This is a messenger RNA of Cordyceps militaris CM01, 816 nucleotides long. RefSeq lists its product as uncharacterized. NCBI's taxonomy places the organism in Eukaryota, Fungi, Ascomycota, Sordariomycetes, Hypocreales, Cordycipitaceae. Bases 1 to 816 code for a protein of 271 amino acids. The transcript is spliced from 2 exons. The record is from RefSeq and is a predicted model, not a curated record.